Ramularia collo-cygni is the source of this 339-nucleotide messenger RNA. RefSeq lists its product as uncharacterized. The record is from RefSeq and is a predicted model, not a curated record. The coding region runs from base 1 to 339 and encodes 112 amino acids. The transcript has a single exon. Lineage: Eukaryota; Fungi; Ascomycota; Dothideomycetes; Mycosphaerellales; Mycosphaerellaceae.
AUGGCCAACCACUCAUCCAACUCCACCGCCUCCUUCACCUGCGUCCUCGGCCUCGUCCCAGCCGUAGCUCUCAUCACCAUCACCAUCGUAAUGAGCCUCGCCUUCCUCACCAUCGGCACCCUCUACGUGAUCCUCCUCAGGAAGUCCGCGCAAGUCCCCGUCCCGGACGAAGAAGAAGCAGUUCCCGAUGCAGUCGAGCAGACUCGCCGUGACUUGGAGGGAGAGGAUCAUGGCUCCGGAGAAGGCCGUACGGAGACGGAGCUUGUCGGAGACAUCUUUGUGCGCAGUGAGAGCCGGGAGAAUCGCCGCAGGCGGGCUCGGGAUUUCUUCCGCUCUUGA